UGGCCAAGCAGGAACUGAGAUUGCAGAAAAUCCCCAUUUCGAGCAAGGCUGGCGGAGGGGAUGUUCAGAGGGCCAAGGCCAGUCCAGGGGUGAGGGAGCCAGCGGUUGGGCAGGGAGCAGGGAAGCCCAGGAUAGGGAAGGCUGGUGGGGGGAAGCAGGGCGCUGGGGCCCAGAGCUGCCAGGCAGGAAGUUGGGGGGAGUGAGCAAGCCAGCUCUGGGAAGUUUGCAAAGCUGUCAGUGUGUGAGGAGUGAGCGGCUGCACAGAGCCCUCUCGGCCUGUGUCCUGCCUGCAGGCUGAGCGUCGGGGAGAGGGCCAGAAAGGAAGGAGGACUCCUGCUCUGCCAGCAUCACUGGCCCUGCUGCCAAGGCCUAGGGGCCCAGGCCAUGUGCAGCUGACCCGGGGGCCCAGGGAGAGGACCACCAAGAACUGGGAAUGGCCGGCCCUGGGGCCACCGCAUGGCUCUGCAUCUGGUGGGGCCUCCUGGCCAAGGAGGUCUGGGGCAUGAACUACCCCCCCAGGUACAGUCUGUACACGGGGGCCAGCCUGCCUUUCACACAGCAUCAAGGCACAGCACAAGCACCCAACGGGGCACGGGUGGCCAGCCGCCACAGGAAUUGGUGUGCCUAUGUGGUAUCACGGAGUGUGAGCUGUGUGGUGGAGGAUGGAGUCGACACGUAUGUGAAACCGGAUUAUCAGCCAUGUGUUUGGGGGCAACUCCAAUGCCCUCGUGUUGUCACGUAUCGGAGUUUUGUGCGCCCACGCUACAAGGUGGCCUAUAAGAUGGUGUCCGACAUGGAGUGGCGCUGCUGCCCUGGCUAUUCGGGUGAUGACUGUGCUGAAGGCGGGGUGCUACUUACUACCAGCAGACCACGACCUCAGCCUGGUCAACCCAACCUGUCUGGCUUUAGCAACACACUCAGUGGUGGAGAAGGAAACAGGGACUCGGAGAAAGUGCAACAGCUGGAAGAAAAAGUGCAGAGCCUGACCAAGCAGCUGCACGAUUUGCAGUCCACCAUGCAGGCCAACAACGCCAAGCUGACUGAAGAUGUGCGCCGGGCAGUGGAGACCUCCCUGAACGGCAAGCAGCCGGCAGACGCGGCCGCCCACCCGGAGAUGAAGGAGACCCUCAAUGAGAUCCAGCGCCACUUGCAGCGCCUCGACAACCGCAUUUCCAACCACGAGAACGGGCGAGGCGCGGGCGGCAGCGGGACGGACGUCCGAGGCGAGGUCCUGCGGGAGGUGGAGCGGCGCUUGCAGGAGUCCUGCGCGUCCUGCCUGACUGGCAUGGAGGGGCUGCGGCGGCAGCAGGCGGAGGACCACGACCGAAUGCGAGCCCUGGAGAAACUGGUUUCCUCCGCGGACCAGCGCAACCGCGACGCCGUGAGCACCCUCCAGCAGCACGUGAACCGCCUGGCCGAGCAGCUGCCCGCGGCCUGCUGCCCCCAGAUGGAGGGUCGGGUGGGCGAGCUGGAGCGCCGCCUGGACGCCGUCUCCGACUCGGUGGCCGCGCUUAACGAGCACGUGGGAGGCCGGCCGCAGCCGCAGCCGCAGGCGCCCUGGAGCGUGGACAGGCGAAUGACUGAGAUGGAGAGCCGCGUCAACACCACGCAGCGCAGCCUGGAGGAGCACUUGGUGGACCUGCAGGUCAUGCUGGAGGGAGCUGACGAACGGCUUCGCCGGGCUGAGGGGCAGCUAGACUUCCUCUUCUCCCGUCUGAACGACUUCCAGAGCCACGUGGGCCGAGCUCUGGCCAACCUGUCGCGGGACGUCGGCGGGCUGAAGGACAGCAGCCUGCAGCAGCAGGGGGCGCUGGAGCGGGUCCGCGUCUCUGUCCACACCUGCACGCAAAUCUGCACCGAGCCGGGCAACCAGGACUCGCAGAUCAGCAGCAUCCUAAGCGACCUGGAGCGGCGCGUGCUGGACAACGAAGGACAGCUGCGGUUGCUGGGCUCCAACCUCCACCAGCUCGACGUGUCGGGGAAAUUGCGGAACUUGCAAGGCUUGGUGGGAGCAAAUAGCGAAGCUCUUAGCAAGCUGGCUGGAGAAAUUGGCGAGCUUGAGAACCGGGUGGUGUUUUCCAUGAGUGCAGGGCCACCAGAUUUAAUACAUUAUUCCAAUCACACCAAUAAGCGCUUGGAUAAACUGGAGCAAGAGGUCAAGAGAUUGGAACACCAUCCCUGCAGCCAGACCUGCUCUCAGCUAUGGGGAGAAAUGGGGCAGCUCAGGGAGCAGGUGGAGGCCUGCCAAACAGCUUGCCAGCCAGUGGGGAAAAAACCAGAACUGGGUACAGAGGAAGUGGAGGCUUCCAAACCUCUGGAUGGCUUCAGCGUGAUUGGCGGCAGCUCCAGUGUCCACCUUCAGUCUUUGCAGGGAGAGCUCUCUGAGGUGAUCUUGGGCUUCAGCUCACUCAAUGAGACGCUGGCUGGACUGCAAGCCGCAGUGGAAAAGCAUGCAACAGACAUCCAUGAACUGGGCACUACCAAGGACCGCAUCAUUACAGAGAUCAACCGUGUACAGCAGGAGGUGACGGAGCAUGUGGGCGAGAGUGAUGCGCGCUUCCAGGACCUGGGUCAUGAGAUCCACCGGUUCAGUGGUACUCUACAGGUGGAGGCAUCAGACUGUCGGAGGGCCUCUGGGGGUCUGGCAGAGCGACUUGCUAAGCUGGAGGGCACCUGUGAACAGCUAGACCAUGUCUCAGGGAGCUUGCGCAAGAUUAAGGAGGGGCUGGACAAGCACAUCUCGGCUUUGUGGGGCUGUGUUCAUGAAGUGAACGGGACUCUGCGCAGCCACGGAACCUUGUUAGACAAGAUCCAUGGCAGUCAACUGAGCACCAUCUACCGCCAUCUCAAUACUCUUAAUGGCUCCCUCCAGACCCUGCAUGGUCAGCUGCAUGACCUCACACUGCAGGACUUCACAGGCCCUCCAGGCCCUUCAGGCCCCAUGGGAAAACAGGGCCCUCCAGGUCCAAUGGGCCCUCCUGGCAAGGAUGGAAAAACUGGCACCGAGGGACCCCCAGGUCUCCCUGGAAAACAAGGCCCACCCGGUCCAGCUGGAAUAGUGCCCAAAGUCUCCUUUUCAGCAGCUCUGACAACCUGGCAUGUCAAUACUGGAACCAUCAUCUUUGACAAGGAGCUGGUGAACGAUGGCAAUUUCUAUAACCCAAACACAGGGAUCUUCACGGCUCCUGUUUCUGGCCGCUAUCUGGUUAGCGCAAUUUUGACUGGGCACAGGGGUGAGAAGAUUGAGGCAGUCCUGUCACUUUCCAAUAAGGCUAUUGCCCGCAGCGACUCAGCUGGAUACCAGCCUGAAGGACUGGAGAACAAACCGGUGGCCGAGAGCCAGCCAAGCGCUGGUGCUCUGGCAGUCUUCACUCUCAUUGUCCCAAUGGAGCCUGAUGAGACCCUCUGCGUGGACCUUGUGUCUGGCCAGCUAGCCCACUCUCCAGAUGAGCCACUGACAGUUUUCAGCGCUGCCUUGCUUUAUGAAAAAGAUUUGGGGGUCCAGGUAGUUCCUCAGUGGGGGUAGGGAGCAAGCCAAAGUAGGUCCUCACCCAGCAGGGAAAGGGGAUGCCAAGGAACCCCAACUUGCAACCCCAGUAAAGCCUCCUUCCUUCCCUUCUGAGCUGGUGUCACCCAGUGACAACUAGUGUGGUAUGGCGGUUAAGGUGUUGGACUAGGACUAGGGAGAAGCAGGCUCAUGUCUGCCCUUAGCCAUGCAAAUUCAUGGGAUGACUUUGGGCCAUUUACUCUCUUUCAGCCCAACCUACCUCACAGGGUUGCUGUUGUGGGGAUAAAAUAACAGGAGAUCCCCAUGGAAGCUGCCUUGAGCCUUGAAGGAAAGGCAAGGAAUAAAUCUAACAAACAGAUAAAUAAAUUGGCAGUUUUGCCACCCCAGAGUUGAAGCUCUCAGCUGAGUUCCCGAGAACUGAAGCAGCGACGGUGUCCCUGCAGCGUCAGAGUCUCCUGUCCUGCAGGGACCUUUUGCUGGCACUUCCUGUUUCCCUCCUGCCAGCCCCAAGGCAUAAGGUGUGGAGAGAUUCUGCCUCUCUGAGGCACUGCGGGCUACAACUGUAGGUGUAUUAGUGCCCUCUGCAUCCUUUAGGGCCCAGGAUUUAAAAAAAAAAAAAAAGGCC
Molecule: messenger RNA, 4133 nt
Organism: Python bivittatus (Burmese python)
Lineage: Eukaryota; Metazoa; Chordata; Lepidosauria; Squamata; Pythonidae
Gene: EMILIN1
Product: elastin microfibril interfacer 1
Molecular function (GO): protein binding
Source: RefSeq, a predicted model, not a curated record